CAGGUCUACGUCUAUCUAAUUAAGGGAUUGCGUGGAUGUGCCCUGAACUCUGGCCUUGUCAGCGGGUUUGGCUUUCAAUUUGACCGUCGCUUCUGCCUCCAACGCGUACAUCGCAACCUUGACACAAACGAAAUUGAUCGUCUUGAAACUGUGAUGCUAAUGUACAAUCUUAACAUUGUGCUUUUCCAAACGCUUCUUGAAUCUCCAUCCGGCGACGCUUCCGAUAUGCACAUAGUAGUCACGUACACAGGAGAGGAGAAUUCAACCCCUGAAAAGCUAUCAUGGAUUGGUAGUGAACACCAGCUACGUUUCCCUGCUCAGGUUGACUGCGAAGGCCUCAACCGGGUCAUUCUUAACUUACAGGGCAGUUCAACACAAGCCUAUGACAUGGGUGACAACUACGCUGCCUGGUUUGAGAAAUACCUCGGCUUCGAGACCCGUCUUCUCUACAUUGGUGAUGGCUCUCGUGCUGCACUUGGGACAUUAGCGCCUCACAGCGACGGCGCCGUUCGCAAGAGGGGACGUUACCGCGCAAUUCUCUGGGAUCUAACACCUGCUCUCUGCAGGCCAAGUCCUGAACGCCUGGUCUUCAACGAUAUUGCACAGUAUCUGGUAGUCACUAGAGUGUCCAACGAUACCGUAAGAGCACGGUUGGACGAUGGGCUGGACAUGGAUAUCCUCAAGUUCCGGCCCAACAUAGUUCUAUCUGGAAGCCCUUCUGCUUUUGUGGGAGAUUACUGGGCCGAGCUUUACUUUCCCGACACCAACAUGCGCCUGACCCUCACUUCGAACUGCCCCCGUUGCCAAAGUAUCACCGCAGAUUUCAAAACUGGGCGAAUUUCCAAUGAUGGCAGGGGAAAGGUCUGGAAGAAGCUGAAUAGAGACCGUCGGGUUGAUAAAGGGUUCAAGUAUCACCCUAUUUUUGGGCGCUAUGGCUUUUGUGAAGAUAAGGAUAUCGGGAAGCACAUCACUGUUGGCCAAGAGGUCUGGGUUACCAAGUUCAAUAAAGAACAUUCAAUUUUCGGUAAGUCUACCCAGUCACAGAAUCCUCAGUUUCUGAAGGUAUGCAAUUACUAA
Molecule: messenger RNA, 1077 nt
Organism: Fusarium vanettenii 77-13-4
Lineage: Eukaryota; Fungi; Ascomycota; Sordariomycetes; Hypocreales; Nectriaceae
Exons: 1
Molecular function (GO): pyridoxal phosphate binding; molybdenum ion binding; catalytic activity
Source: RefSeq, a predicted model, not a curated record